This is a messenger RNA of Phaedon cochleariae (mustard beetle), 2684 nucleotides long. The record is from the annotation of a GenBank genome assembly. NCBI's taxonomy places the organism in Eukaryota, Metazoa, Arthropoda, Insecta, Coleoptera, Chrysomelidae.
AUUGCUUGGAGUGGUGAAUUCGUGACGGAAAUUUAUUGUUGAUCGAAUGUUUGAAAUUGUCCAUUUUCAGUGAGAUAUUCUAAAACCUAAAUGAAGGAUCCUCUAGGACCAACAGGUAUUAUGGAAGACAAAAUUAACAAUGAUGUUGAUGCUGGCCCCAGCAGCAGCACAGGUGCCAUUAAGAAGAAAAAGGAUGAAAAAAGGAUCAAAAGGGAUCAGCGUUCUUGGGACAAUCUCGUGAAAAACAUUGGUAGUCUUUCCUACUCUGAAAAAUUCGACUAUAUUAAAGAAAAGUACACAGAACUCUACUUGGAAUUUCGAUCAACUGUAUCAACCCUCAAAGCAACUGAAAAACAAAUGAUAACAUUACAAAGGGAAAAAGAUCAUGUUAAGGCUGAGCUUGCCAAGAACAUUCUGAGUAGAUCUAAAAUGGAAAGCCUUGCUAGGGAACUCCAGAAACAAAAUAAAGAAAUUAAGGAUGAAAACUACAACCGUCUUAAAGAGGAAGAAGAGAAAAGAAGAGAGGUAGCAUCUAGUUUCACUGAGAAACUCAGCACUUUGACUCUACUCAUGGAUGAAAACAGAGACAAAUCCCUACAUCUCCAUGAAGAGAACAUGAACAUGACAAAUAAACUGUCUGAACUUUAUGACCAAUUUCAAGAAAGGGAAAAUCGCCUAACCAAUAUGGGUAGACAAAUGGAUCUCCAGAAGAAACUUUCUGAUACUCAGCUCAAAAAAGUGGAAGUGGAAUUUGAAACAGAAAGAGAGAUUUGGCAGAAAGAGAGGGCAAUGUUGGUAGCCAAUUUGCAAAGGAGUGAUGAAACUAAUAAAGUUCUACAGGAGAAUGUCAAAAGUCUUCAGGAACAUUUGGAUUCCUACCAGAAGCAGUAUAGUGAUUUUGAAUUCACCAUGAAGAGGAGCAAUCAGGUUUUUGACUCUUUCAAAGAUGAAAUGACUAAAAUGCAAAAGGCUAAUGCCUCAAUGGAGAAGGACCGCAAUGAUUGGCAUACUAGAUGGCAAAACAGUACUCAGACAGUCUUACAUUUGACUGAUCUCCAGCAAAAGGGUGUUGCUGAUCUCAGAAAUGCUCAGAAAAAGAUUUCAAUGCUAGAAAAACUGUGCCGCAAACUCCAAGUUGAACGUGCAGCAUAUUUGCAACAGCUUAAAGACAACAAAGUUAAUCCUGUUACACCCACUGCACCUGCUGAAGAAGAAAUUACUUCUGCAACUUCAUCCACAAGUAGCCUUAGCCUUGAGACUAUUGUUGGUCCUUUUGGUAAAGAGAAAGAACUGAUUGCCUUGAAGAAAGAGUUGAAGAAAAUUGAAGACCAAAUGAAACAAAAAGCCAAAGAAAAGACUGAUUCAUCUUCCAUUGAUAAUUUGAGAACUGUGUCAAGUGCUUCAGAUGUUGAGUCUAAAACAAAUAGUAUUAAAACCUCUACUUCUUCAUUGCUUACAUCCAAUGAGUCUUCUAGUUCUAAUUUGUUAGUUGAUGAGGUUCCAGAGAAGCUAGAACAAUCUGACUCUUUGACUGAUAUGCCUGAUGCAAAAGAGAAGACUGGAGAAUAGUUUUUAUCUAGUUCAUAGUUUCUCUCCCUGUUAAUGUUGUUCCUGCCAUAAUCUCACUAUGGUUAGUUUUAUUUAUUUUCUUGACAGUUUGUUUGAUACACCUAUCAUUAUGGCAUAUAUUUUGUAAUCAUUCUUCAAAGAAUAUUCACUUUUAUUUUGCUGUUUCAACAGCUCCCAGCCCAAUAAUAGAAAAACUCGGUAAAUAUUCUGAGAUUUGUGUUUGAUGAACAUAUUGAAAAUGUAAAUUUGAAAAAAUUCAAAUGAGAGGUUGAAAGCAUGAAUGCAUUUGUUCUCUUGUUUUUCUGUAUCAUGUAACAAUAUUUUAGUAUUUUCUGACAAAGUUUUUAUCAACCCCUUACUUAUAUUUUGAGUUAUCCUAGUUUGGUUCACAUGUCAUGAGCACGUCGAUUUGAUCAUCCUUUUGUCAUUUACCUAGUAUAAAAAAUUAAACAGUGUUUUUAUAUUUAAAUUCUAUUGUACAUACAUGAAUGUAUUUUUACAUUGAUAUUGGUAGUGAAGAGUAUGAUAAUAGUUGAACUUAUAUUUUUGUGAGAACAUUCAUUGUCAAUCAGAAGUCUGUAUAUGCUUGUUUUUCUAUACUGAAACUCUCAACGUUGUUGGAUGAAACUAAAAAUAUGAAUUGGGUUUCAUGAAUUUUAACAAAAUGAACAGUGUUCGUCCCAAAUUCUCAGAAAAUAGCAUAUUUCAUAAAUGUGUGGCUUGUCUGAGACGCCACAAAGCUAUACAUGAACUUGAUAAACAAUGCUAUUUUCUCUUCAAACGUCCAUCAAGAUUACAAAUUAUAGUAUAAUCUGCACUGAUUCUUAAAAUGCCACAAUACCUAAUAAUUCUUGUAAUUUGUAUUUGAAAAUCUGAUAAUGUAGCCGGAUGUCUGCAGAGUAAAAGUAGCAUGGCCAGUUGUCAAAGUUACCUACUUUUAUCGAUGCUGGCGAAAUUGUGGAAACAAAAUGCCAUUUGUUGACGUUUGAAGAACAAAAGAUUUUGUACCUGGAGUAUAUUGCUACCUUUACUUAUUUUAGUUUUAGUUCCUGUAUUUGUUGUUCUUGGUUAAUUUUGUUUGUUCUUUUUAAAACUGUUUGUGUUCCUGAAUUCAU